UUUGCACUCUAAUCGAGCCAACACGAACUCCCCGACGACAUCACCAGCCACGCCGCCGCCGCCGCCGCCGCCUCCCCGUGCGCGGGUUCGUCGGGGUGCCCCCUCACCUGUCGCCCCCCUCGCGUCGACGGCCUUCGGCGCCUCAACGUCGCCGGCGGCCAGCCAGCCAGCCAGCCCCGCUGCCCGGCUGCUCGCGCGACGCGCCUCGCCCGCCGCGAAGGGACCCCGCCCAGGAGCUCUACGGACGACAUCUCCCUCGAUGCAUCGAAUACUAUCGAGAGCCGCUCGCCGGUGCACCAAUUCCUCCGCGGCAUUCAAGCCCCCGCAGAUUGCGCAAGCCAAUGUGGUUAGUGGAGUUCACUCCGGAGAGGCCUCAACUUGUUCAAACGAAUAUGAUGAAUUUAAAUGGAUGACCAGUUUGGCUACUAGAUCCAUUCAAGCAGAUAUUGUUGGUGCUCUUCGCAGAGGUGAUCGGCAGCAAGCAUCCUUGUUGCUUUCAAAUCUUCAACAGACUAACAGGGCAUUGACUUCAGAAGAUUUUUCUCAUAUACUGGAAUAUUGUGCAACAGCACCUGAUCCUUUGUUUGUUACGGAGGCUUUGGAACUCAUGGAAGAGAAUGCUGUACAUAUGAGUCAAAGAGUCUACAGAUCUGUCACUCGAGCUCUCAGCAAAGGCGGGUAUUCAAAGGAGGCAAUUCACUGGCUGACUCUUUUAGUUGAGAAAGAAAGCAGUCACAAUUAUUUGCCAAUUUUUAACAUAUUUUUAAGUGGCUGCGGGAGUACCACAAAGCAGAGUGAUAUUGAAGGCUGUCUAGAGAAAAUGGAAACUUAUUUUCUUGGGAAGUCUGAAAUAACAUAUUGUGAGCUCCUGAAGCUUGCAGUUUCUCAGAGAAAUUUAUCUGCAGUUCAUGAUAUAUGGAAGGACUGCACUAGGAAUUAUAACCCAAGCAUCAUUUUACAGAGGAAAUUUGUUAGGGCCCUAACUACACUAGGGGACCUUCGAUCUGCAUAUCGUAUCAUGCAACAUAUGGUAGUCCUUGCUGGACGAAACACUGACCAUCUGAGGGGUAAAGGAAGAUACCAAAGAUCAAGACUAGACAUUCCUGUGCCUGCUUUGACUGAAUUAGAAGACCUCAAAAUUCUAUUAGGCUGUGACCUGCCAUCAUCAUUUCAAGGAAAGGUGGAGGAAUCUGAGAAAUGUUCAACUGAUACUCAACCUGAGCUGUCACAGGAAGAAAAUAUUUCAUUUGAAAAUUUGCAAUUGAAGGGUUAUGCUGAAUUCAUUUCUACUGGCGACAAUCUCUCUGACAAGUCUGUCCUAGACAAUGGGAGGAUGGCAAGGCCAUUAAGAUUGGUACCAGCUACAGUAAAGAAAUUUCUGCUUUGGUCUUUCAAUGAUAUUGUACAUGCGUGUGUGCAACUGAACAACUGCCAGAUAGCUGAGCAGUUAUUACUAGAGAUGCAAAGGAUUGGAUUGCAACCAUCAAAGUUUACAUAUGAUGGUUUUAUCAAGGCUGUCAUGGUUGGGAAAGGAGUUGCAUAUGCCAUCAAAGUGAUUGAAGCAAUGGAGAGAAGGGGUAUUGAACCUUACAAUGACACACUUGCUGCUCUCUCAGUUGGCAGUAGCAGAAGUUUACAGUUGAAUCUGGCUGAGGACUUUUUGGCAAGAAUUUCAAAGCCACAACCGAAGUACAUACACGCUUUUAAUGCUUUGCUUGCAGGUUGCGACAUGAUGAAUGAACCAGAAAGAGCUGUCCGCGUACUAGCUGAAAUGAGGCAUCUGAAUUUGAAACCGAAUCUCAGGACUUAUGAGCUUCUCUUUUCUCUGUUUGGCAACGUCAAUGUUCCCUAUGAAGAAGGAAAUGUGCUCUCGCAUGCUGAUGUUUCUAAAAGGAUCAGCAUAAUCGAGACAGACAUGUUAAACAAUGAAAUCCAACACAGUUUUGUGUGCAUGAAAAACCUGAUACGAGCUUUUGGGGCUGAGGGAAUGACAGAGGAAAUGCUGAAGUACUUGAAUGUAGCUGAAAAUGUCUUAUGGAACAUGGAUCCUUAUCAGAAAAGUGACCUCUAUUGCAUUGCCUUGCAUGCUCUGGUCAAGGCCAAGGAUACCCACAAAGCAAUAAAAACCUUCAUGACCAUCAGAUCAUACGGACUUCCAGCAAAUGUUGCAAUUUAUAAUAUUAUGAUAGAGUGCUGUAAAUUGUUGCCUUGUGUCAAAUCAGCUAGCGCUGUGCUAUCAUUGAUGCUCCGAGAUGGCUUUUAUCCUACAAUUUUGACUUUCACAUCUCUUGUGAAGGUUGUAUUGGCAAGAGAGGAUUUUGAGGGGGCGCUGGAUCUGUUGGAUGCAUGCAUAAUAGAAGGAAUUCAGCCUGACAUUGAGAUUUUCAAUACAGUACUCUUAGAGGCAUUUGAAAAGGGUCAGAUUCAUGUCGUUGAAUAUAUAGUUGAGUGUAUUCACCGAGCUAAAAUCCGACCUGAUCAAUCAACGCUUUGGUACACAUUUUGUGCCUACGUGGAUCAGGAACUGUACAAUACUGCAAUUGAAGCAUUGCAAGUCCUCAGUGUGAGAAUGAUAUCUGAGGAGGCCGAUGUUCUUAAGGAAAAAGGAGUAAUUGUAGAAGAUCUAAUCCUCAGCGAAGAGCCAGAUGCUGAAUUAAAGAUCAUGAAGACAUUUGAAGCAACUGAACAUCUUGCGACAGCCUUACUGAACUUGAGGUGGUGUGCAACAAUGGGUUCCACAAUAUCCUGGUCACCCGAGGAUAGCCUCUGGGCAAGGAGGUUGGCAUCUUCUUAUGACGGUAACAGAAGACCACAUAUAUUUACCAGUAUUGUGCCUAAACAGUUUGUGGUUUGACCAGUUCUUCCCAAAGGAUCUGUAUAUACAUAUUGAGUGUCUUGUGACUCUCUCCUGAGGGCUGAGGCAUCAGUUCACAUCCAUUGAUGGACUGGUCUCAUGCAAUUCUCCCAGCUCCACCUGCUGCUGGCAAUAGCGGUGUUCAGAGCAUCAGCAGCACAAAUUCUGUACCAAUUUCAUUGAUGGUGACGAAAAGAUCGAACCGCACAGCAGCAAUAGUUUUUUCCUAAGAUUUUGGAGACAAUAAUGAGAGGUUUUUACAAGAGCAAGAGUUGAGAGUGCUGUUCCUUGUAGCAAGACCUGCUGCUUAUGAGCCUCUGACGUGAAUUCUUUCUGAUACAUGUUGUAACAAAACCUUAGUCUGACACACUGAUAAAAAUGUUGUAGUUUAUCCCUCUUGGAGAGGCCCCUAAAAAUGAGAGCUGCACCAAGCAUUUUUCAUCGGCCAUUUUGUCAAGUAUACCAUCAAAUAUAAUCAUAUUUUCUUUAGGUUGUCUUUUGACAUCAUAUUUUUCUUCUAAUUUCUGUAGGCUGUUGUAAGUUGUAACAUGUUAAUUACUCCAUUAGCAUGGAUAAUCAGAUAAUUGCUUGUUACUGGCAGUCGGUCCUCGAUUAUUUAACAUCAAUCCUGGCUCACUAUCAUAUACUCAGAUAGCCCCACGUAUCAUAUUCAAAAGUGUCAAUAUAAUCAAAUUUAGCCAAUAAAAGGUUUAGAUUGUCAAAUUUUACUUAUGUGAAAUUUCUCUUAUGAUUUGUUUGUCUGAUACUCUGUCUGAUCGGUUUGUCAUCUGGUGCCCACCGCUUGGCCUCCGUGAGAUGGCACGAGCGCUCGUCCAGGUGGUCGGCUCGCCGCCUCCUCGCCCGCGCUCGCCGCGCCGCGUGUCGCGCCACCGCCUCCCUCUCUUCUCACCCCCCCCCCCCCCUCCUUCCUCUCUCUCCGCUGCCUACGAUAUAGGCAUCGGCGAGGGCGACGAGGGGGAUCGGAGGAGGAGGAGGCCCGAUGGCGUUGGGGGCGGUGUUCCACGGCGCGCAGCUGAUGCUGGAUCUGGCGGUGGCCGGGCUGUCGCUGGUGGUCGCGCUCGGCCUCUUCGCCGUCGUCACCGCCGUGCUCUGCUCCGCCGCCUUCCUCCACCACUCCAAGCCCGUCGCGUCCUAGCCACCCGCUGCUCAUCACCGCCGCCACAACCCCCCUCGGAAUGAGAUUGUUGUUGGAGGCAUGCCUUCUCAUGCACCAUAUGCAUAGCAGAAGGCGCACCAUUUGAUGCCAGAGCUUCCUUCAGACACUUAAUGUAGAUGCAAGUGUAGUGAAUCACACGUAUCAGGUGAUAGUUCGAUGCACUUGUAGUUGUAUGAAUGUUAUGUUUACUUGUACUAUUCUGCCGAUAUUAGCUGUUUGUAUUGUAAAUUUCCCAUUUAGUCAACCUUGGCAACUUUUAGGGUUUUACAUCUCAUAUACCUUAUGUACAUUGUUUUAUUCUUAUAUGGAAGUAUGGAAGGUUCAGCUCCUUGAGGCAAUAGAUUUCAUCUAAAAAGAGGGCCUCAAAUUUGCUUUACUUAUGAGGUGGUUAACAAAUGGACAAAAACUUGGAAGACAAUUGCGAGGAGCCGAGGACCCUCACAAGGCAUUCCAUUCUACAUGCCUCCUACAAGAAUUUUUGCUCAAGAAAAAACAUAGGUGAGGAUAUCCUACAAGGAUUUUACAACAUUUACCAAAAGAAGCUUGUUCUUGAGGAGCUACGUCUCUUGUUUUGUCCUCUUCUACUGGUCUUCUCAUCUCCUUUCUUUAUCUUGCCUACCUUUUUGCUGUAGCUGGUUGAGAGUUUGGUGGGUAUCUCAUCUUGUUCGUCCUUAGCAUGUUGAUGUCUGUUACCACCAUUCAUUUGAUGAUCUUUCUCUUCUUUGCCUUCUUGCAUCUUCACUUCAGCUGGUCCAGUGGAAGCAUCAGAAGCCAAUGAGUCGUAAUCUCCAUCAUCGUUUGCAUGGCCUUUGUUUUCUUUCCCUCUGCGCCUCUCAUUGCUAAAUCCGCUGCCAUCUUCUACGUUACUUCCUUCACUGACAAUUGCUCUCACGUCAUCACUAUGUGUGGGGGAUGCCAGGUACAUCGUCCACCCGGAUUCAUUACUGUUGCAUUCCUCACCAUCAUCCUCAAUGAGCCGAGGGGAUUCCAUCACAGGAGAUGGGGGAGACAUGAUACAAAGAAGGAAUGCCAAAGACCAAGGGGCAGAAGGAAAACAAGUCAGAAUGAAAUUGAUGGAGAAUUCUAGGAACACUGACUCUUAUGCUUCUUCAGAAACCCAUAAUAAAUGCAGCAGCGAAGGAGGGCACUGUUCUUGAUCUCGUUUGUGCUUCUUGACCUUCCACAAUCUGCGAAGAGCUCUGAAAUCUUCACCAACUAGCUAUCUUCACAGAGAGGAAGAACAGGGGAAGAAUUGGGUUGCAUGAAGGUGAAGGCCAAGAAAUUCUUCAUGGGAUGACUGUUUGUCUAUGGUUGUGUCUGUGUGUGGAAGUGUUUCAAGGGGACUGCGGAAAAGGAUGGCAGUGCCUUUAAAUGGGAAAGAUGGCCUAUCCUUCCAACUGUAUUCAUAACUUUCUCAACCAUUUCUGUACUCUCUCUUGUCACCAAAGCCAAGAAGAGACCAUUUGCUUCCAAUACAGUGUUACAGGACCAGGAGAACAUGUCUUUUGUUUGCUUUAGUACGUGUGUGCAGAUGAUGAUCAACUAAACUCAACGCCGCUGGAUUCCUAUGCUGUAUUUUUAUUUCUCCCUGUGGUUCCAAUACAAUAAUAACCCUGCAGUUCAAGCGACGAUAUUAUAUUUUGCUGCAGUUGCAUUAUAAAGCAGAUUCUUAGCUUGAUUAUGUGGCAUUCCUUUCCUCCAAGUCGGAGGAACGAACAAGCCUGACUUGUUUCUGAAGAUUUCAGUAAGGGCUUUGAGACAGGUGAGAGGCCAGAGCUUGCGGUCCUUGUAAGAAAGUUCUUCUAUCUAGUUGUUUCCUGUAGUACCCCGUUUUCUGUUGCUGAUGUGAAUUCUAAACCUGCUUACGCGGCAACAUGCAUCUUAGGUUUCCUUUAGAAAACAGGAAUCUUAAAACAAAGUAACAGGAAACAAACAUUUUAAAUUGAUAAUCAUACAAGAUUAGAAUA
Molecule: messenger RNA, 5998 nt
Organism: Oryza sativa Japonica Group (Japanese rice)
Lineage: Eukaryota; Viridiplantae; Streptophyta; Magnoliopsida; Poales; Poaceae
Source: RefSeq, a predicted model, not a curated record